AUGCACCAUCUCCUGGAGCAGUCCGCGGACAUGGCGACAGCGUUGCUGGCCGGAGAGAAGCUGCGCGAGCUGAUCCUGCCCGGCGCGCAGGACGACAAGGCGGGCGCGCUGGCGGCGCUGCUCCUGCAGCUCAAGCUCGAGCUGCCCUUCGACCGCGUGGUCACCAUCGGCACCGUGCUCGUCCCCAUCCUGCUGGUCACCCUGGUCUUCACCAAGAACUUCGCAGAGGAGCCCAUUUACUGCUACACGCCGCACAACUUCACUCGCGACCAGGCGCUGUACGCUCGCGGCUACUGCUGGACGGAGCUGCGGGACGCGCUGCCCGGCGUGGACGCCAGCCUGUGGCCGUCGCUGUUUGAGCACAAGCUGCUGCCCUACUCGCUGCUGGCCUUCGCCGCCAUCAUGUACGUGCCCGCGCUGGGCUGGGAGUUCCUGGCCUCCACCCGCCUCACCUCCGAGCUCAACUUCCUGCUGCAGGAGAUCGACAACUGCUACCACCGUGCGGCCGAAGGCCGCGCCCCCAAGAUCGAAAAGCAGAUCCAGUCCAAGGGGCCCGGCAUCACGGAGCGCGAGCGGCGUGAGAUAAUCGAGAACGCCGAGAAGGAGAAGAGCCCCGAGCAGAACCUGUUCGAGAAGUACCUGGAGCGCCGCGGCCGCAGCAACUUCCUGGCCAAGCUGUACCUGGCGCGGCACCUGCUCAUCCUGCUGCUCAGCGUGGCGCCCAUCUCCUACCUGUGCACCUACUACGCCACCCAGAAGCAGAACGAGUUCACGUGCGCGCUGGGCGCGUCCCCAGACGGGCCGGCUGGCGGGGGCCCGGCCGUGCGCGUCAGCUGCAAGCUCCCGUCCGUGCAGCUGCAGCGCAUCGUGGCAGGCGUGGACAUCGUACUGCUGUGCGCCAUGAACCUCGUCAUCCUCGUCAACCUCAUCCACCUGUUCAUUUUCCGCAAGAGCAACUUCAUCUUCGACAAGCUGCACAAGGUGGGCAUCAAGACGCGCCGGCAGUGGCGCCGCUCCCAGUUCUGCGACAUCAACAUCCUGGCCAUGUUCUGCAACGAGAACCGCGACCACAUCAAGUCGCUCAACCGGCUGGACUUCAUCACCAACGAGAGCGACCUCAUGUACGACAACGUGGUGCGGCAGCUGCUGGCCGCGCUGGCCCAGUCCAACCACGACGCCACGCCCACCGUGCGCGACGCGGGCGUGCAGACCGUGGACCCCAGCGCCAACCCGGCCGAGCCCGACGGCGCCGCGGAGCCGCCCGUCGUCAAGCGGCCGCGCAAGAAGAUGAAGUGGAUCCCCAGCAGCAACCCGCUGCCGCAGCCCUUCAAGGAGCCACUGGCCAUCAUGCGCGUGGAGAACAGCAAGGCCGAGAAGCCCAAGCCCGUGCGCCGCAAGACGGCCACGGACACGCUGAUCGCGCCGCUGCUGGACGCGGGCGCGCGCGCCGCGCACCACUACAAGGGCAGCGGGGGCGACGCGGGGCCCGCGCCCGACAAGAAGCAUGCGCGCCACUUUUCCCUGGACGUGCACCCCUACAUCCUGGGCACCAAGAAGGCCAAGCCCGAGGCCGUGCCCGCCGCCGCCCUGCCCGCCUCCCGGAGCCAGGAAGGGGGUUUCCUGUCCCAGGCGGAGGAGUGUGCGCUGGGCUUGGCCGCAGCACCCACCAAAGAUGCUCCGCUCCCUGACAAGGAGAUCCUGUACCCAGCAGAGCCAGCCCGGGCCACGCUUCCUUCCGGGGGCCCGUUUCACGUCCGCUCGCCCCCAGCAGCCUCCGCCACAGCCCCUCUGUCCCCAGCCACUCUGGGCAAAGCUGACCCGCUCGCGAUCCUGAGCCGCAAUGCCACACACCCGCUGCUGCACAUCAGCACGCUGUAUGAAGCCCGGGAAGAGGAGGACGGGGGUCCCCGGGCUCCCCCAGACGUGGGCAGCCUCAUCGCCAUCCCGCCCCCCCAGCAGAUCCUCAUCGCCACCUUUGACGAGCCGAGGACAGUAGUGAGUACCGUGGAGUUCUGAGGAACAGGGCUGCCCGGGCCAUUACAGAGCCCUCCGCAUGACCGAGGAGUGCCGCGGACCCCAGCCCCACGGGGAUGUGGUCUCUGCUUCACCCAGCACUGCCCGCACCUCCUGGCCUCCUGUCCGCAUGCCCUGGGGCUGAGACCUGGCCCACCCGCCCCCCAAGACAGCAUCGUUGGGGUGCUGGCUGGGCCAGGGGCUGGCCUUGACCCCAGCGGAGCCCCCAGCCAGAAAGGCCUGGAGCCACCCCCACCCCCACCCCCCAUCCCUGCAUCAGGCACUCGGCUGUGAGGUGAAGAGUUUAUUUUUUUAGUCGAUUUUGUCUUGGGCCCAGGCUAAGGCAGGACAACUCUGGUCCUGAGCCUGGAAGGAAGCUGGGGGUGAUCACACCACCAGGCCUGGCUAUGCCCAAGGGGCCGUGCUCAGGGCUCCCUCCUGCAGUGGGAGGUGCCGGGGUCCACCCUCCAUCAGAUCAACAUGCACUUUCUCCUUGUAUCCCGACAUACCUGUACUUUAUUUUACUAUGAUUACUGUAACUACUGAGCGUACAUGAUCAGGAGACUGGACGGUGUGCGAGUGGAUGUGUGCGUGAGUGGGCACGGAGCUGAGUUGGUGUGGACGCCGGCGUGCAAGGGAAGGAGUCCAACGCAAUAACCACGUCCCCCCACCCAGGCCACCAGCCCCCACCCAAGGACCCACGCUGCUUCCCGUGGGGACCCAGGGCCGGCGCUCGGAGGGUCUGUCCCUAUUACCUCAGCCACGGUGACAACGUGACAGUAUUAACAAGGUAGCACCGAGCAGAUCAAUAAAUAUUAUUCUGAUACCGCCUGAGUCCCGUGUGGUCCACCCUGCAGGAGACCUGUGCUCUGACUGGGCUUGCC
Callorhinus ursinus (northern fur seal) is the source of this 2897-nucleotide messenger RNA. RefSeq names its product Mov10 like RNA helicase 1. Gene Ontology annotation, biological process: positive regulation of interleukin-1 production; cell-cell signaling; monoatomic cation transport. The record is from RefSeq and is a predicted model, not a curated record. Lineage: Eukaryota; Metazoa; Chordata; Mammalia; Carnivora; Otariidae. Gene Ontology annotation, cellular component: plasma membrane. Gene Ontology annotation, molecular function: wide pore channel activity; helicase activity.